Messenger RNA from Cutaneotrichosporon oleaginosum, 2104 nucleotides. RefSeq lists its product as uncharacterized. The record is from RefSeq and is a predicted model, not a curated record. Gene Ontology annotation, cellular component: nucleus; replication fork; site of double-strand break. Gene Ontology annotation, biological process: response to radiation; error-prone translesion synthesis. Gene Ontology annotation, molecular function: DNA-directed DNA polymerase activity; damaged DNA binding. Lineage: Eukaryota; Fungi; Basidiomycota; Tremellomycetes; Trichosporonales; Trichosporonaceae.
CUUCCUUCCUCUGACACUCAUCACUCCAUGUCGCUGUUCGCCGGGCCUUCGCGGCCAACGACGACCACGCCGACCGUGGUGAACUAUCGGCACCUACUGAGUCCGCAGGCGAUGACUGUCUUCAACCCGCUGCGUACGAUCGCUCACUGCGACAUUGACGGCGCGUUUGCUCAAUUUGAGCAGGUGCGGCUAGGGCUGCCAGACGACGUGCCCCUCAUCUGCAGUCAAUGGGGCUCGAUCAUCGCGGUCAACUAUCCCGCGCGCGCGUACGGGAUCAAGCGCAUGCACAACGAAGUGGAGGCAAAGAAGCUAUGCCCUCACCUUGUGGUGCAACACGUUGCGACGUACCGCGACGGCGACACUGAAGCUGGGUAUUGGGACGAUGUGGACCGGCGCACGCACAAAGUCAGCCUGGACCCGUACAGGAGGGAGAGCCUCAAGAUUCUCGCGAUAUUCCGAGAGAUGGUUCCCCGGGGCGAGCUGGAGAAGGCGUCGAUCGAUGAGGCGUUCAUGGACCUCACGCCGAUGGUAAUCGAGCGCCUCCUCGAGCGACACGCGUACCUUCGCUCUGUGCCACCAGACGCGCCUGACGGGCUUGACUCGCCGCUGCCCCCCGCCCCACCGGUUGACUGGGGAAAGGCAGGUCAUGUGGUGCCUGUGGAUAUGGGCAUGGGGGUAGAGGAAGGUGUCGAGCCGGAGGACGGCGACGGGGAAACUAAGGGCGAGUCGACAUGGGGCGAUUGGGCGCUGUGCGUUGGCGCCGAGAUUAUGGCCGACGUACGCGCCGAAGUGUGGCGCCGGCUGCACUAUACAUGCUCUGCGGGCAUAGGGCAUAACAAGACGCUCGCGAAGAUCUGCAGUGGGUGGAAGAAGCCAAACCAACAGACAGUGCUGCGGUUGGCGGCCACACCGGGCUUCAUGCGUGACAUGGACUUCACAGACAUCCGGUUUCUGGGCGGCAAGUUGGGGAAUGCCAUUGCGGAGGAGUACAGCGCGAAGACGGUCGGAGACAUGCUCCCGGUCACGCUGGAAGACAUGCAGGCCAAGUUCGGCGAAGAGAGCAUCUGGGUUUACAACAUCUUGCGGGGCAUAGACCACACCGAGGUGAAGGAGAAGCUGGCGACGAAGAGCAUGCUCGCAAGCAAGAAUACGAUCCCCAACGUGACCACUCACGCGCAGGGCCAUCACUGGCUUGGCGUACUGGCCGGCGAGCUAGCCGUACGGCUGCGCGAGGCGCGGGCAGUCGCGCCGGGCUUGUGGCCCAAAACAUUGGUGCUCUCCACGCGGACGGGGUGGGACCCCCGCAGUCGCCAGAUGGCUUUUCCUUUUGCGCGCGAUCUUGACGCCGCGUACAUUGUGAAACACGCGCGGCGGCUGUGGGACGAGCACGUCGGCCACCUGAAGGUGCUGAAGUUCAACAAUAUCUCACUCGCGUUCCAUGGCCUCGAGAAGCUUGAGGAGGGGCAGCGCGGGAUCGAGGGAUUCCUGAAGCGGCCGCGGGAGGAGCGUGAGGCCUCGGCGCAGUCAUCUGGUUCCAGCGAGCACGUCAAGGAGCCGCCGGUGAAGCGUACGCGGCUGCCGACUCUCCACAUGUCGCCGAAGCCGACGCCGCUCGAGGCAUUCUUGCGAAAGGGGGGGAAGACGGAGGCUAAAGAUGAGGGCGAUGACGAGCGGAAGGCAUCGACCGAGGCGAAAGUCGAGGCCGAGUCAGCAUUGAAGACUGGCACCGAAGGGGCGGAAGGGGACGUAGCGGGUACCAAAGAGGAGACUGAGGAAAACAGUGGCGCGCCGGGGUGGACGUGUCCCCGAUGCGGUGAGGAGUUCGCACUGCCCGACGAAGAGUGGGUGGCGCGGCAACGCGCUGAGCACGAGGAUUGGCAUUUUGCUGCCGACUUGCAGGCGCAGUACGGAGGUGCGGCUGAAGGAGGGAGUGAGGGGAGCGCGUCCCGAGCGACGAACGGAGGCGGCGGUGGGAGUAGCGUAGCACGAGGGAAGGCGAAGGCGAAGGUACAGAAGCCAAAAGGAAUCAAGGCCUUCUUCGCGCCCAAGAAGUGACAUUGUAUUUAUUAGUCUGUAAUUUUGUCUCUGCAUCUGCAUCACACAG